UGUUUUUAAAUCUGCCCUUCUUCCUAACAGUAGUCAAUAUCAACAACAUAGACUACUGACGUUCGAUAAAGACGCAACAAACCUUCAAGGAAACAUAAAACAAUGGGACUCUUUGAUCGAUUAGCAAAUCUUUUAGGUCUUAAGAAAAAAGAAGUAAAUGUUUUAGUAGUGGGCCUUAACAAUAGCGGUAAGUCAACGGUCAUAAAUAAUUUCAAACGCGAGGAUGACCGUUGCAUAGACAUAGUACCCACUGUUGGGUAUAAUGUUGAAAAAUUUUCAUUCAAAAAUGUUAAUUUCACGGCAUUCGAUAUGUCAGGGCAUGAUCGUCAUAGAUCGCUAUGGGAACAUUAUUAUAAGGAUUGUCAUGGUAUUAUUUUUAUAAUCGAUAGCAGUGACAAAUUGCGAUUAGUUGUUGUUAAAGAAGAAUUAGAUAUGCUUCUUCAACAUCCAGAUGUAGCAGGCCGCAAAAUACCGAUUCUUUUUUUGGCAAAUAAAAUGGAUUUGCCUGACUCUUUGACUACUGUUAAACUUGUUGCUGGACUCGGUCUUGAUCGCAUACAGAAUAAACCUUGGCAUAUACGAGCAACAAAUGCGAUCACUGGAGAGGGACUGCAAUUAGGCAUUGAAUGGCUUACAGAUCAAAUUCGCGACAUAUUCAUUAAUAAAAGAUAAAAAUAAUUUUAAUGCAUCGUAAAAGUUUUUACUGAUAAAACUUAAUUAGAUCAAGUAUAUAUAUAUUCUUUUUAAACACUAAACUUUUUAAAUACGAAUGUAAGUAUCUGGCGAAAAUUUAUAUUCAUAAUAUUAUGAUUACUUCAUUCAAUAUUUCGAACGAUAAUGAUUUCAUGAAUGAAACAUUGUAUGAAUGAAAAACACACACGUAUGUAUGUAAUGCAUAUACAUGAUUGUAUAGUAGCCAUCUAGGUACAUAUGUAGUUAGAUUCCGUCCAAUAAUGUUAUAUAAACACGUGUUUAUACCGUAAUUUAUGUAUAUGUAUAUUAUUUAUUUGUAGCUAAUG
Osmia bicornis bicornis is the source of this 1019-nucleotide messenger RNA. It is a transcript of the gene Arl6, whose product is annotated as ADP-ribosylation factor-like protein 6. The record is from RefSeq and is a predicted model, not a curated record. Gene Ontology annotation, molecular function: GTPase activity; GTP binding. Bases 103 to 672 code for a protein of 189 amino acids. Gene Ontology annotation, biological process: intracellular protein transport; cilium assembly; vesicle-mediated transport. The transcript is spliced from 3 exons. Gene Ontology annotation, cellular component: axoneme; cytoplasm. NCBI's taxonomy places the organism in Eukaryota, Metazoa, Arthropoda, Insecta, Hymenoptera, Megachilidae.